Molecule: messenger RNA, 1717 nt
Organism: Perognathus longimembris pacificus (Pacific pocket mouse)
Lineage: Eukaryota; Metazoa; Chordata; Mammalia; Rodentia; Heteromyidae
Gene: Tmem43
Product: transmembrane protein 43
Exons: 12
Coding region: 188-1390 (400 amino acids)
Biological process (GO): nuclear membrane organization
Cellular component (GO): nuclear inner membrane
Source: RefSeq, a predicted model, not a curated record
CGCGUGCGCAGUCAGGCAGCGGCGCCCGUGGGGCGGUAACUGCAGCGGGUCCCGCCUGGUCCUGGAUUCCACGAGUCGGACUUGUGCAUCUCCGAGGCAGGCGACCAGUCCGUCGUCCGUCUCCGCGCUGCGGCCGUCGGUUCGUCGCCGAGCGGAGCAGUGCGAGCAGCGGCUAGACGAGCCCACCAUGGCCGCGAAUUACUCCAGCGCUGGCCCCAGGGGAGAGCAUGUCAAAACCACGUCGGAACCCCAGCCCGGCUUCCUGGAGCGGCUGAGCGAGACCUCAGGUGGCAUGUUUGUAGGGCUCAUGACCUUCCUGCUCUCUUUCUACUUAAUCUUCACUAAUGAGGGCCGCGCAUUGAAGACGGCCACUUCGCUGGCAGAGGGGCUGUCGCUCGUGGUGUCUCCCGACAGCAUCCACGUCGUGGCUCCGGAGAAUGAGGGGAGGCUGGUGCACAUCAUCGGGGCCCUGCGGACAUCCAAGCUCCUGUCUGACCCAAACUAUGGGGUCCAUCUUCCAGCCGUGAAGCUGCGGCGGCACGUGGAGAUGUACCAGUGGGUGGAGUCGGAAGAGUCCAGGGAGUACACAGAGGACGGGCAGGUGAAGAAGGAGACAAGGUACUCCUACAACACGGAAUGGAGGUCAGAGAUCGUCAACAGCAAAAACUUUGAUCGAGAGAUUGGCCACAAAAACCCCAGCGCCAUGGCAGUGGAAUCCUUCACCGCAACAGCCCCCUUCGUGCAGAUCGGCAGGUUUUUCCUCUCGGCCGGCCUCAUUGACAAGAUAGACAACUUCAAGCCACUGAGCCUGGCCAAGCUGGAGGACCCCCACGUGGACAUCCUCCGCCGGGGAGACUUCUUCUACCACAGCGAAAACCCCAAGUACCCGGAGGUUGGCGACCUACGCGUCUACUUCUCCUACGCAGGACUGAGCAGCGAUGAUCCGGACCUGGGCCCGGCCCACGUGGUCACUGUGAUCGCCCGGCAGCGGGGUGACCAGCUGGUCCCGUACUCCACCAAGUCCGGGGAGACCUUGCUGCUCCUGCACCAUGGUGACUUCUCGGCAGAGGAAGUGUUUCGUCGGGAACAGAAGAGCAACUCCAUGAAGACGUGGGGCCUGCGGGCGGCAGGCUGGAUGGCCAUGUUCCUGGGCCUCAACCUCAUGACGCGGAUCCUCUACACCCUGGUGGACUGGUUUCCCAUCCUGCGAGAUCUGGUCAACAUUGGCCUGAAGGCCUUUGCGUUCUGCAUGGCCACCACGCUGACCCUGCUGACCGUGGCUGCCGGCUGGCUCUUCCACCGGCCCCUGGCGGCCCUGCUUUUCGGCUGCCUGGCCCUGGUGCCUGUCAUCAUCGCCCGCGCCCGGGUGCCAGCCAAAAAGCUGGCGUGAAGGAAACCUGGCACCAACACCUGUGUGAGCCCCGGGGCCCUGGUCUUCCUCCACCUCUUCCCAGCACCGUGCUGGAGCAGCCAUCUGUACCCCACUCUUCGCGGGUGGCAACUUGCACGUCGGAUCUGGUGCUCGCCAGCUCGCAUCUUCCCUGCCCCUUCUCUUGACAGUAUGCAGCGCUGGUGGCAGGGCCCGCUUCAGAACAGUGACCCCACGUCACGGUCUUGCACACUCUCCCCCCAUCCCCAGAGUGGGUGUGCAGGGCUCGUGUUUCGCUUCACUCAGGCUGUCAGCCCGGACCUGCUAAUAAAGGGCUCUGCCUCAUCA